AUGGGGACACAGCUAGGAGCACUGGCGUGGCUGCUUGUCUUCGCCCUCAGCAUCAAACUAACCAUCGCUGGCCCUGCCGACCCUCCAUCGUUCUUUCGUCAGUCAGCGGAAUCAGCACGUAAAUCCAAGCCAAACGUGCUACUGCUUCGUGCGCCAUCCGUCGACCAAGACCAUGCCUCUUUCCAACAGCACUUCCAACGAGCAGCCACCUUGCGCCGACGCGUCCUCUUCCGCCGCCAAGACUCGUCUACCGACCGCCCCUCGCAAUCGAGCACGAACCCCAAUGACAAGAUCCAAUCCCUCGGCCUGCUCUCCGGAGCCUACGACGUGCCGCUCAACCUCUCUUCGGACCCUACACAGCUCGUGUUCGUCCAGCUUGACACGGGAUCGUCCGAUCUCUGGAUCACAUCAAGCGACUGUACCACUCGGCAAUGUGAAAACGACCGUGUGCUCAAGUUCGACCCUUUGCGCAGUUCCAGCUUGCAGAAGAUCGAGGUGGAUGCCGGGGCACGGCUCAACCUCACCGCGUCGAGUUUUGGCGGCAAUGCGACCAACAGCACCUCGGGAAGCUUGUCGGGCGAUGGGUUUGAGCGGCGACAGAGUAGCAGCGAGGGAGAGAAGGCAGAGAUCCCUUUCUCGAUCUACUACGACGACACCACCUUCGCGUCGGGUAUCGUCGUCGCGGACAACAUCAGCAUCAGCGAUCUCAGUGUGCCGCAGCAGGUGUUCGCGCUGAUCAACGCGACCAACGUUACUCUGGGUACACAGGGGAUAUCAGGUGUGCUAGGACUAGGCUUCCCACGGGGCAGUGUCGUGUCGCGCAGUUUGCUGGGCUACGAAGCUCAAAUCGGGAGCGGGGUCAAGACGCUACCGCUGAUGACGUCGUUGCUGCAAACGAGUGGGGAAUCAUAUCCCCUGUUCGGGCUCUACUUGACACGGACAAGCGGCAGGGCCACAUUCGGCGCCGUGGACCCGUUCAUCCUCCCUACGGCACAGGAGAGGGGGUGGGUCGAGUGGUACGACGUUUAUCCGUUCCCUUCCGGGGACACGGCGUUGCCGGCAAACGAUACGCUCAACAUCGACGCGCAGGCGCUGGGGCCAUAUGUGCAGUGGGUGCUGCCGCUAAGGGCUGCUGGGAUAGGAGGCGUACCUGCCACUCUCACUCGUACAUACCAGCAAGUUGCAGAGUCUCCGCUGGCGCUGAUCGAUAGCGGGUCAUCGUCGAUCAUCGGACCUCCUGCAGACGUCGAGUCGAUCUUUGCCCAGAUACGCAACAGCAGGCAUGUCGGAGGUGGCCGGUUCGUGGUGCCGUGCGACACGACGGACCGGAUGUACUUCUCGUUUGGCGGUUCCAACCUGACCUUGUUGCCGACAGACUACAUCAUCGGUCCGGACGUUCAGCAGCCUUAUCUGUGCUUUGCGUGGCCUGCAGCUGCGCAACCGGACGCGACAGGCGUAGGCUGGAUCCUGGGCACGCCCUUCCUGCGUGCCGUCUACACGGUCUUCUCCAUCGGAAUCAACGACAAGGAACCACCCAAGAUCGGCUUCUAUCCGCUGCGACAGCCCGCCGACACGACACAGAGCAGCGUCGUGUUCGCUCCGCAACCCACCGCCGAGCUCUCAAGCUUCCUGGCCCAAGCGACGUCGAUCAACAGCGUCCUGCCCAACUCGCUCGUCUCGCUGCAGCCCGCCAGCAGCGUGGCGUACUUCUUCGGCAAUGCGACUGCAACGCCAAGUGUCGGUGUGACGCCCACGAUCGUGGGUGCGCCGAGCACGUACAGCGCCGCGCUGCCGGCUGGGACGGGCGCGACCACGGGAGGUCUGCCGGUGAUUGCGAGCAGCUCCAAGCCGUUGCCGGUGCCGAGCAAUCCUGCUGCAACCGGCGGUGGUCAUGGGGCUAACCGUGCGGUUAGCCAACGGGAAGGACAUAGUAUGUGGAUGCUGACUGUGCUCACGGUGCUAGUGGUGGUGGUGCUGGCCAUAUUCGUGUGA
Molecule: messenger RNA, 1992 nt
Organism: Sporisorium graminicola
Lineage: Eukaryota; Fungi; Basidiomycota; Ustilaginomycetes; Ustilaginales; Ustilaginaceae
Exons: 1
Coding region: 1-1992 (663 amino acids)
Biological process (GO): proteolysis
Molecular function (GO): aspartic-type endopeptidase activity
Source: RefSeq, a predicted model, not a curated record